Sus scrofa (pig) is the source of this 1498-nucleotide messenger RNA. RefSeq names its product olfactory receptor 8K5-like. Gene Ontology annotation, cellular component: membrane. Lineage: Eukaryota; Metazoa; Chordata; Mammalia; Artiodactyla; Suidae. Gene Ontology annotation, molecular function: olfactory receptor activity; G protein-coupled receptor activity. The record is from RefSeq and is a predicted model, not a curated record. Gene Ontology annotation, biological process: G protein-coupled receptor signaling pathway.
GAAAUCAAGGUGGAGUAAGCCAAAGCAGGUUCAUUAUUUUCAUUCAGAGCAGUUCUACUUGGUUUUACUGACUUCCCAUGCAAAUUUUAUGAAAUGCAGAGGGGGCACUUGUCAAUAAAAUAUUUUUAAAAUUACAGUGUUACACUCUGUCUGUACUCUAUUGAACAAUUAUAGAACUCCACAAGGAUUCUCAGACAAAAUGGAAAUGUACUAAAGAAACAUUUCGAUGCCAUUGCAGAGAGAUGAAAUAAAGUCUAAUAUUUCUAUAUUAAUGCCUAUAUUGUGUUUUUAAUCCAAGAAUAUGUUCCAAAUAUUGCGGACUCUAGACUUUAAUCUGUAGUAACUGUGCUUGUAGUUUCAUAUGAAUCUCUCUCUUUGAGAAGUAGAAGAUUCUGUUAUUUAUUUUAGUUUCAAAAUCAGAUAUGGAAAUUAUUUUUCUUUUCCAAUUAUGAAAAAAAAUCAUUCUGUUUACAAAUAUCAUACUUUGUUUAGAUGACACCACAUGAAAGCUAAUAACAAUUUCUCUGUUUCUUCCCAGAAAAGCUAACUGGACUACAUGGGCCAACAGAAUCUAUCAUUGCUGACUGAAUUCACUCUAAUGGGAGUCACAAGGCUGCCUGAGCUUCAGGCUCCCCUUUUUGGAAUCUUCCUCAUCAUCUACACCAUCACAGUGGUGGGAAAUCUGGGCAUGAUCAUCUUGACCCAAAUGGAUUCCCACCUACACACCCCUAUGUACUUUUUUAUCAAACACCUGGCUUUCAUUGAUCUUGGUAAUUCUACAGUCAUUUGUCCCAAGAUGCUUGUAAAUUUUGUUGUGGAUGCAAAUACCAUUUCCUAUUAUGCAUGUGCCACACAGUUGACCUUCUUCCUUAUGUUCAUCAUCAGUGAAUUUUUUAUCUUGGCAGCCAUGGCCUGUGACCGUUAUGUGGCCAUCUGUAACCCCCUGCUCUACAAUGUCAUCAUGUCCCAAAGACUUUGCCAUAUGCUGGUAGGCAUUCCAUACCUCUAUGGUACUUUUCAGGCACUAAUGUUCACUAUUAAGAUUUUUACAUUGACCUUCUGUGGCUCUAAUGUCAUCAGUCAUUUCUAUUGUGAUGAUGGUCCCUUGGUACUUAUGCUCUGCUCAAAUGCACAAGAAAUAGAAUUGUUGAUCAUAUUAUUUUCAGCAUUUAAUUUGAUCUCUUCCCUCCUGGUCAUCCUAGUGUCCUACCUAUUGAUCCUGAUAGCCAUAUUUCGAAUGCAUUCUACAAAGGGGAGGAAAAAAGCUUUCUCUACAUGUGGUUCUCAUCUGACAGUUGUGGUUGUGUUCUAUGGGUCUCUACUAUUUAUGUACAUGCAGCCCAAAUCCACUCACUCCUUCAAUACUGAUAAAAUGGCCUCUGUGUUUUACACUUUGGUAAUCCCUAUGCUUAACCCCUUGAUCUAUAGCUUAAGGAACAAAGAAGUAAAAAAUGGCUUCUACAGGGUCUUUAAGAAUCAAUGCAAGCUUUGUAUCUAA